CCACAGUAAAAGCCAAACAGAAACAGAGUUUAUGAUCUUACUUGCCAACACUUGUGACUUGACUAAUUCUUUCCUCCUUAUCCUACGCGCACUCCCAGAUCUCUCUUGACUAAACCCCUUUUCUCCAAUCUCUUCAUACCAAUCUUCUUUCUCUGUUUCUCUACAGUUAGGGUUUUCUCUGAAAACAAAAAAAUGGGGAAAGGAUCUUCAUCUGAAAUGAGUGAAGGUGUAGUGAAGAAGAUCUUAAUAUCAUACGCUUACGUUGGAAUAUGGAUCUUCUUAAGUUUCACUGUAAUUGUUUACAACAAAUACAUUCUAGACAAGAAGAUGUUCAACUGGCCAUUUCCAAUAUCUCUAACUAUGAUUCACAUGGGUUUUUGUUCUUCUCUAGCUUUCAUUCUUGUUCGUGUUUUGAAAUUAGUUGAACCAGUUUCAAUGUCAAGGGAGCUCUACAUUUCAUCCGUGGUUCCAAUUGGUGCUCUUUAUUCACUUUCAUUAUGGUUCUCAAAUUCUGCUUAUAUCUAUUUAUCGGUUUCAUUUAUACAAAUGUUGAAAGCGUUAAUGCCUGUUGCUGUUUACUCAAUUGGUGUUCUUUUCAAGAAGGAAACUUUUAAAAGUGAAACAAUGGCUAAUAUGCUUUCAAUUUCGUUUGGUGUUGCAAUUGCUGCUUAUGGGGAGGCGAAAUUCGAUACAUGGGGUGUGAUUUUACAACUUGCUGCUGUUGCAUUUGAAGCUACUAGAUUGGUUAUGGUUCAGAUCUUGUUAACUUCGAAGGGUAUAACUUUAAAUCCAAUUACAUCUCUUUAUUAUGUUGCACCUUGUUGUUUGAUGUUCUUGUUUGUUCCUUGGGUAGUUGUUGAAUUUCCUGUUUUGAGAGACACUUCUAGUUUUCAUUUCGAUUGGGCGAUUUUCGGUACGAAUUCUUUUUGUGCAUUUGCUUUGAAUCUUGCCGUGUUUUUGCUCGUGGGGAAAACUUCUGCACUUACUAUGAAUGUAGCUGGAGUUGUCAAGGAUUGGUUGUUGAUUGGGUUUUCGUGGUCAGUGAUUAGAGAUACAGUGACACCCAUAAAUUUGGUUGGUUAUGGACUUGCAUUUUUGGGUGUUUGUUAUUACAAUGCUGUGAAAUUGAAAGCUUUGAAGGCGAAAGAAGGACAGAAGAAGCCUCCACCUGAGGAUGAGGAGGCUGGGGAGUUGUUAGAUGAAAGAGAUGGAGAGAGAGUUCCAGGGAAGACUGAUUCUUAAGAUUGAUUGCAGCGUCAUCUUUAUAUAGAUAGAAUCUCCAUAUGUCAUUAAACCAAAGAGAAAACAGCAGAGAAAAUUAAAAGAAGAAGAAUGCAUCGAUGGUUCCAGGAGGAGCGAGGAAAAUGUGGCCGUGUUAGUGUUUCCAGCUCAAAUGCGUACGCAGGUAUCUGGUUUUGAUAUGUUUUAUUGUAGUUGUAACUUUGUGUUCAUUUUGGCUGUUGUUUCAUCCACCAGAGAUUGGAUCCACAUUGUAUUACGGUUCUUGCUAUGCUGACUGAGAAUGCAUCUGUAAGUGAGUGGAGAGAACCCGUGAAAUCCGCUGGAUGAUAUCUCUGUUUCUUUAAAAUUAUGGAUGUUUACUUGUUUAGGAUUCUCUUGGACGAUAGUUAAAUGUUUUUUUUUUCUUCGAUUUGUAAGUUUGAAUCCCAUGGUCCUUUAUCCAAUUAUGCAUUUUUAUUGCAAAA
Molecule: messenger RNA, 1706 nt
Organism: Papaver somniferum (opium poppy)
Lineage: Eukaryota; Viridiplantae; Streptophyta; Magnoliopsida; Ranunculales; Papaveraceae
Product: probable sugar phosphate/phosphate translocator At5g25400
Exons: 1
Coding region: 193-1242 (349 amino acids)
Cellular component (GO): Golgi apparatus; trans-Golgi network; endosome
Molecular function (GO): antiporter activity
Source: RefSeq, a predicted model, not a curated record